AUGGUGUAUAGCACAGAACAGAUUGGGAUGUGGGAACCAGUCGAGCUUAAAUAUCCGAAAAUCCAUCGGAGCAUGAGCACAACGCGCAACAAAGCGCGAAAAGUGCUUCCCAGACAGGUAGAAUCAGACCGGAUUCAACUUCACCAACUUCUGUCGAGUUCCUAUUGUCCCAGUGGGGACUCGACAUUCGGUGCGUCAUGCAAAGAAAGCUUCGUUGAUAAGUGGAGCCGCCGAAUAGCACUUCAGUAUUACGUUUCAACUGGCUCCCACAAUGAAGCUAUGGCUUCGAGCGUUCGUUCUCAUCGAUGGCCUGUUCACCGCUCACUUUGGCCGUUCUCGCCACGGGGCUGGAUCUUGCACCGAUCGACACGCUGUCUGUCGUUGAUGGGUUCCUGCCUGCCUGCCUGCUUGACACUGAGCGCGCCAACCACAAACAGUCCUAACCUUGAGUCCUCCCUUACCAUGCUCGAUUCAUCACAGAUGAAGAGAGACAGAUCUUCACGGCGAAAUGUCGCCAACUCGAAUCUGCGAUCCAGGCACCGGCAACCGCUUUCCCUCUCUAUCAGAACGGCAAAUUAUGCGACCCUACCAGCAAUGCAGCAAGCUCCGACCCCGCAGUCCUACCCUAUACCAAUAUCACAGGACAAACAAAAAAGAGCUCUAGAGCUCUAUAUAGGAUACUGCGAUGCCGUAUUCAAUGAGAAGGCAGGAGCGAGCCAAGAGCCUCAAACUGCCGCCAGCCAUCUCGAUGGUUAUCACUUGAGCGUUUCAGGCCCGCCCACCACUCACUCAGCAACAUCGUACGCUUCUUCGCGAAUCAGCGUAACACACUCUAACUACGACAACAAAACUGAUCUAUCCUCAGUCGUCUCAUUUGGUGACGAGGAUGAGCCAACAUCUGCUGCUGGGAGAGCUAAGGGAGAGAUGAGGUCGUUUGAUGGGAAGAGUGUUAAACAACGGAGAAGAAAAAGGCUCGACCCAGUCGCAAGGGCGAAGGCGGCAUUGAUACGCCACCUUGGAUCGUGCUCGUGCCCUUUCGAACACCACGACAUUGCCCUCCUCGAAAGGCUUCGCCAAGAUCUCUUAGCAGCAGAACGACCUCGGGCCGGCCAGCAUUCUAACUCCUCCAUCUUGAGCUUAUCGCAACAGACCGCUACUUCGUUAUCUGUAUGGCAGGAGACCGGGCCUACCGGGCCUGGUGUCUCGCAGACUGAUGACUUGAUGGGAAUCGGAGCGAACUCCGAUUUCGACCAGGCUUUGGGUGGAUUAGGCGAUUUGGACCCGACCCAGUUCGAUAUACAAUCUUCCGGUGAUAUAGCCUAUGGAGACGACAUACUGAGCAGCAUCCCAGCCCCAGCUCUUCUGCAUGUUGGCACAGACCUUCCGAAUUUCGGCCCUAGCCCGUAUAACACUUACCAGGACGGACAAAUGAUCGCAAUAGGUGUACAUCGCAGUGGAUAUUUCUGGUGCCAACACCUCGACGAACUAUGCCUUGAGUUCUUCAGCACUAGCGAGCAGUUGCAGAGCCAUUUUGAAACGGUGCAUUUUGCAUUCACGCGCAUCGAUCCUGCCCACCGCUUUAUAUGCUCGCAGUGCAGGCACAUGAAUAUUGACUCAAUUUCACCAUGCUCAAACUGUUUCCAAGUUGGCACCGUCGAGCUGUGGAUCUGCGGGAACUUGAUUCCGAUCGCCUCCUUCCACCCCCAUGCUCCAGAGCCGCACAGUCUGGCCAGCUUCACUCCGGACACGGUUUUCUCACCCACGUCUUAUCUUACCAUGAAUGAUCCGCCAUGGGACCAGGACCUGAGUAACGGGAACCCCGGCAGCUACACGAACACGGGGAACAACACUUUUGGGGGCGGAGGUGGGAACGGAUCUGCCUUUGGCGGGAGCCAGCCCGACUCGACCCAGUAUCGGACUACUCGAACUACGGCAUCAACCGGUUCCGAUGUAACACAUAUACUGGCGCCAGACAACUCGCCACAAGGCCGAUGUCCCUAUCUUAUAGGCUGUUCCUCGUCUCACUCCUGGAAUGCGCAAGUGUGUACCGUUACUGGGGGUCACUGGUAUGAUGGGGUCCUUUGGGCCUGGUUGUCCAUCGGUACGAAACAGAUAGCAGGUCGCGGCGGACGGACCAAAAUCCAUGUCCGGAGCCGCAGUAACGUUAAUGCGGGGGAGUCAUCGAGCCAGGUUCCCUCUAAGCUUCUUUGGGCUCGCCGAAUAGACAGUGGGGGUCCCGUCCUAUUAUAUUUACUUGUACUCUUCUUCUUCUCCUUCUCCUUCUUCUGGGCAAUUCAGCACCUCCUUCCCGUACCAAAUACGGAAUACUACGAAGGGCAAGUCAGCGAAAAACGCAACCGAAUUGCAAUGUUUGCCUCUUUCACCAUCACUCAGCCCUUCUUGGGUGCUCCUCUCCAAUUCCAGCCCGCCCUGGGUUCCAAGGAGCUCGAAGCCUUGGUCAACGCCUAUGUGAUUGGCAAUGGCUCCAAGUCGGACAAGCUGUCGGUUGUGACUGUUGAAUUCUUCAACUUGGCGACAGUCGACCUCAAUACCGGCGCGCUCACCCGGACAUACGAGGUCUUCUUCGCUCCGAUUGCCUUUGAGCAGUCCUCGACUGAAUCGCAAUCAUCUGGAUAUUCUCCCCCCAUCUUCACUCCAUCUCCAGCCUCGUCUGCGACGUACGGCUCCAUGAGCACGUCUACCCCCAAUGUGACUCCUACCCGAAUGCUGGGCUCGGCGAGAGUCACCAAGAAGUCGGCGAAGGUGACAAAAAAGCCAAAGAUUGAAGAGGCUCGUUUGCCAGGCUUCUCCAUCAUGACCAAGGAUGGAGUCGAUAUUACGACGACUGCUGGUCGAGGGACCAAGACCAAAGAGCAGAGAGAGCACGCGCACCUGAUGCGGAUCAUGAAGGCUUGCGAUGCGUGCAAGCGGAAGAAGAUCCGGUGCGAUCCUUCUCAUAGGAGAUCCCCUCAAAAGAACAUGGCCCAAACUCCCACGUCGUCUACUACGAAGACGUCGUCCACCGUCUCGAAUGGCCCAAGUCCGCAGUACGAAAGUAGCGGCCAUACCUCCUCACUGACGAGGCAAUCCACUCAGGCUACACAGGGUGCUUUCACGCCUUUGAAUGCCAUCGACGACUUCAUUCUCUUUCCGGAGGAUGCCUCUUGGAACCCCGAGAUGUCACAAACGAGCCUCGGACAAUUCAAUUAUGAUCUGAACGACAUGAAUCUAACGAAUCUCGAUUUCCCAAUUGAUCAUGAAUUGGAUUUCUCUUUCGACCAGCAAGCGUUCAUGAAUAACUUCCGUAUCCCACUCCACCAGCAACCAUACGACGGACCACAAAACUACUCUUCCACCCCGCACAUGGCUCACCUCAACGAUACGCCGGGCGAUAUGUUCGAUCUGGAUCAAUUACUAGAUCCGAAUGCGUUUGGCCCAGAGCAGACUCGACCUCAUCCUGCUGGGAACGAUCAACACUCUAGCCCAACCUGCGCGGGCGUCGAAUCUCGCUCAUCAAUGUCAGCAGGCACGAAUACUACUUUGAUAUCCUCAAGCUCGGAUUGGAGUCUGCUGGAAACAACUGUCCACAGUUCCCCUGGCGGAAAUUCACCUUUGGGCUCGGCGUCUUGUGGCAUCUGUCAACAGCGGGCUAGUCGGAACCAGGUAGCUAGUAAUGUUUUGAGCCAGUCUACAUCUGCCGCCACCGCUAUGUCGGCCAGCAAUGUAUUCUGCGAUUCAGGCAGUGGCUACGAUGCUGGAUCGGGUAUUGUAGUUGAUCCAUCGGAUCCGCUCGAUGUUCCACUAGCACGCACCCAAGUUGCCCAACGGGACGUUUACCGCAGCUUGAACAGUCUGGCACAGGAAUGUCGAAAAGUAACGGAACAGCUCCGUAGGAUUGAGAGUGCCAUUGGGCGGCAUGGAAGCAAUGCGACCGCGGUCCAGAGUGCAUCUUCUGCCUCCUCCCUGGACGACAAGAGCAAUGCACAGAGUCACUACAUCCCGUCGCAAAUUAAGGAAAGCUCGGCUUUGCGUACGCCCUCUAGUCUGGGCCUCCAUAAAUACAAGGGACCGUUGGAUAUUCGCACCAUACCCAGGUCCUUUGUCGCUAUGAACGGUACGCAAGCCAUGCUUGGUUGGCUCCCUGCUCGACCAGCAUUGACGUCUCACCAAGAUGCUCAAUCGAUACCAGGCGAAGGCACCGAGUCUCUGGUCCGGCAACGCGUACUCCGCAAGAACUGUAUGAAUAACCAGGCCAGUGCCGCCGAAAAGGAGCCUCGUGUUCUCUCGAAACCCGGGACGUCGUCUAACCUCGGCACCAGCCAAGGAUUGUUGAUUCUGGCAGUGCUUGCAUUCCUGGCUUCUCUGAUCCUCUGCUCGAAGUUAUGUGCACCAGACCCUCUCCCCGCCAGCUCUAUGGGAUCCAAUAUCUGCGACACAAGGACCGACCCCACCCCCCUCAUCCCAGUAUCCAAACUCGUUCUCCACGCCGUCCUGAUUUUCGCCCAAUUACCCAUCUCCAUGAUCGCUCACACGAAUAUAGCACGUGGCGGCGGCAUCACCAUGCACUUGCUGCAUCUCCUAGCCAACUGGAGCAAAACAAAAUCCACGUCCCCGCUGCGAAGACAAGAUUCCGGGUACAACGCGGCCUGGCCUGUCUUACUGGCAGAAGCUACAGCCAGCCGCUCGCUCCUGGAUUCAUUCGUUCCUCGCGUCGUGGGUGCUUUCUAA
Drepanopeziza brunnea f. sp. 'multigermtubi' MB_m1 is the source of this 4728-nucleotide messenger RNA. RefSeq lists its product as uncharacterized. Gene Ontology annotation, biological process: regulation of DNA-templated transcription. Lineage: Eukaryota; Fungi; Ascomycota; Leotiomycetes; Helotiales; Drepanopezizaceae. The record is from RefSeq and is a predicted model, not a curated record. Gene Ontology annotation, molecular function: zinc ion binding; DNA-binding transcription factor activity, RNA polymerase II-specific.